UAACAGCAUUGAUAAUAAUAUUUUAAUUUCAAUUUAGGCUUUAUAGGUGUGUCUGUCUGUAUCUCUCCCUUCAUUAUCAUUCAGGGGAGCCGAGAUGCAGUCAGCCAUUAGCAUCUUACUGCUUGCAGCCUGUGUGUUCGCGGAGCACUCUUGGCUCCGGAGUCAUAGCGUGCGUCCGGUAAAAGCCGUUGCUUGCAAUUCUCCUUACAUCGAGAUCGGUGGCCGCUGCCUCAUGGUUGACUCCGUGACGAAAGGAACCUGGGCUGACAUGCGGGGUAUAUGUCAGCUGCUCAACGGCGACCUGGUGAAGAUCGAUUCCUUGGAAAUCAUGAGCGCCAUCGUGGAGUACAUCAAAAACAGCGACUUCCCCGACAGCAGCUUCUGGGUGGGCGCCAACGACGAGGGCAACGAGGGCGCGUGGACGUGGCCGGACGGCACGCCUGUGAUCAUGGGCUUUCCCCUGUGGGACCAGUGCACGAGCCAGCAGCCGGACGGCGACCAGAACCAGAACUGUGCCAUCAUGGCGGCCGAAUCCUGCUUCUUCCUCCACGAUGUCCUCUGCGAUUCUCAGUAUUAUGGGAUCUGUGAGGGGCAGUAGGACACUCGAGAUGCCGGUGGACUCAUAGAAAUGUCUUCGUCAAAGAGAUACGUGUCUCUGAGGUGUAUUUCCUUCUCACUGAUUUUGUGGUUUCUUUUUUCUUUAUCUUUUUCUGUAACUUGCCUGGCCAUUGGUUUGUCUCUACUUGUCUGUCAUAUUAGCUAUCGAUUUAUGGUAAUAUAUCCACGCUAAUCUGUCAUUAUAAUGCGGUAAGGACUAUGUGUAAAGUUUCCCCUCUGCC
This is a messenger RNA of Penaeus vannamei (Pacific white shrimp), 839 nucleotides long. RefSeq names its product C-type lectin domain family 17, member A. Lineage: Eukaryota; Metazoa; Arthropoda; Malacostraca; Decapoda; Penaeidae. The record is from RefSeq and is a predicted model, not a curated record.